Messenger RNA from Aegilops tauschii subsp. strangulata, 1109 nucleotides. Its product is annotated as NDR1/HIN1-like protein 13. Lineage: Eukaryota; Viridiplantae; Streptophyta; Magnoliopsida; Poales; Poaceae. The record is from RefSeq and is a predicted model, not a curated record. Gene Ontology annotation, cellular component: plasma membrane. Gene Ontology annotation, biological process: defense response to other organism.
CAUGCGACGUCCUCCGCCAGCUCCCUCCCGCCCCCUCGCACCUCGCCGUCCUCUUUCCUUCCAUGGCGGAGAGGGCGCUCCCGCCGCCCGUGCCCGAGCAGGCCUCCGCCGCCGCCGCCCAGCUCAGGGCGCCGCCGCACGAGACCUACGUCGUCAAGGUCCAGAAGGACCAGAUAUACCGCGUGCCGCCCCCCGAGAACGCCUACCUCGCCGAGCGGUACCGCGCGGAGCGCGCCGGCGGCGGCAAGAGCGGCGGCGGCUCGGCGUGCUCGACGCCCCUCCUGCUCACGCUCGGCCUGGCGGCCGCGGCGGUGCUGCUCCUGGGCGCCAGCGUCUGGCUCUCCGUCGUCGUGAUGCGGCCGGCCCCGCCGAGCUUCUCCGUGAACAGGCUCUCCGCGCGCAACGCGUCGGCGCAGCGCCACGCGGAGGUGGACUACGACUUCUUCCUCACGGCGAUCAACCCCAACAAGGUGACCGCGCUGUGGUACAAGGACGGGGGCACGGCCAGGCUGCUGCACCAGGGCACGGCCCUGGCCAAGGCCGCGGACGUGGGGACGCCCGAGGACGGCGGCGCGGACGCCAAGGACUUCAACGUGCUGCUGCGCGGCGGCGGCCACGCGACAUCCAAGGCGGUGGAGAGGGCGCUCAGGGGGUCGAAGAAGGAGGCCGUGGCGCUGGAGCUCGCCGUGGAGUUCCCCGUGCAGGUGCACGUGGGCGCGCUCGCGUUCGCGGCCAAGAGGCUGGCCGUGGCGUGCGAGAUGAGAACGGCGGGGCUAGGGAAGCACGUGCACAUUUCGUCGCAGAAGUGCAGGAGCAGCUUCGGGAAGUGACCGACGCCGACCGCCGCGCGCCGGCGCCGGCGCUUUGUGCAUAUAGUGGGAUCGAGGGCCGAACGGGCAGGGCGACGCGUGAAGUGUGGACGGUGGGAUCGUACGUGUACGUCGCGUGUAAAUGUGUCUUGUAGCUCGUGCUUGAUGACUCUCGAGGCUCUUUGUGUGCAAAUAUGUGUAAGUUGUUACUAACCGGAAUCUGGGACUCGCUGGACUUGUGUAAUCAUGGAAGAAUGUUCACGCGUGAUACAUGUGUUAUAUUUUUUCCACAUUUACAUU